This is a messenger RNA of Caenorhabditis briggsae, 474 nucleotides long. The transcript is spliced from 3 exons. The record is from RefSeq and is a predicted model, not a curated record. Bases 1 to 474 code for a protein of 157 amino acids. NCBI's taxonomy places the organism in Eukaryota, Metazoa, Nematoda, Chromadorea, Rhabditida, Rhabditidae.
AUGCCUUAUAAUGAGUUUGACAUCCAGAUUGCCGAUAUUACCGAAACGAAAUUGGAAGAGAUUGGAUUAGCUGAGGAAGUUGGCCAUCUGAGCCCAGGAACAUUUGACAACCCGGCGUUUCCAGUUCAUGGAAUCUUACAUGGACUAAACCUCAGACUCAUGGUCCCAUUGACCUUCCAAAGGUUCCGAAAACCAGAUUCUCCGAUUUUGAAUGUCUGGUGUCUCGUUUCAACGGCAAGUCCAUUCACUUGUCUUACUGUAAAGACAAUGGAAGCAUUGCUGGGAGCUGGGAACGUUGUCGACGGCAUGUUUUGUUCAUUUUCAAUUCAGGACCAAAAUAGUCGAAUCGAGUGUGAAGUGAGCAAUGGGAAUUUUGAGAAUGUCAACAUUUUGGGAAUGGAUGCGAUGUGUCAGCUGAAACUCAAUUUGAAUAUCAACUGGGAUCGGAAUAGCUUUGAAUUGAUUAGAAACUGA